GAUAUCAACUCCUGUAGUCUACUGACAGACAGGACAGUAGACAAAACAAAAAUUGUCUUUAGCUUUAGCCUUUAGCAUAUCCGGACUCCGCCGUCGGCCGCCGUCUAUGCCCGUCCGUUGAAUACAGAGUACAGACUUCUAGAAACUAGUUUAUAAAAAAAAAAUGUAUAGGUAAAUAAAUAAUAAGUUGAGGUUUUGGAGUGAACAAUUUUCUUCUCGAGUAAAAAUAAUCACAAAAUUGUGUAAAUAUUUUACAAUUACAACUUCUACUUUCUGCUGUAAACAUGGGUUUGAAUUUAAAAACAAAAUUCACUCUAUUUUCUAUUACAAUACAUUCAGUGAUAUUUAUCACUUCUUUUGUAUCGUAUUACGGCCUAAAGGCUAGUCAAAACUCAUUACAUUACCUGACAAUUUAUUCUGGCCACAUAAAUGUACAAGUGAAAAAUGAUGGCUAUCAUAGAGUUCUUCAUACUACAGUUACGGCUGACUAUGAAUUUUCAGACCGUAGGGAUUGUGCUAUAACGUUACGGUAUGAUUUUCCAUCUGAUAUCUAUGUGGAUACUUAUGAACUAAAAACUAUCGCUUUGAAUCAUAAGGUGGAAUUUUAUGUUGAUACUAGAUUUAUUGAUGUAGAAUCACCAGCCCAUAAGGCAGACCCAUUUGUUCUUUAUGUUGUCAACUAUACUCUACCAGAUACAGCAAACAAACUUACUGAAACAGAAUUUCCCAUUCAUUUGAGGUAUCAAAUGUCAGCUGAAGAUGGCCGUUACAAGGAAGUUCGAUUUGGUGAUGCAUAUUCAGAUGUACAAAUGUUGUAUUUGUGCAAGGGAUAUGCGGAUUCCAAUUGGAAGCAAUAUCCACUUAACUCUGGAGAAUGGAUUACUGCCAGUAACGUGAAUGUUAAAAAAGAAAUAGUAAUGUAUGUACCAAUCGGUGAUAACAGUAACCAACCGUGGGUUAGUUUCAUCACACAUAUUGUAGUCUUGUUUGGAACUUACAUUAUUCUUCGUCAUAUAAUGAUGGCUCCAAAACCCGUCAAUGUUACAAUGGGAUUAACUCCAGUUAGAUUUUAAAAUAUACUUAAAUGAUUGUUGAUUCUAAACUAAUGCAAUAAUCUGUAUAAACAAUAGCAUGUUUCUAAAAACUAUUAUUAGAAAUGUAUAUUGUGUGUUAAAGACUAAGAAGACUAUAU
Adelges cooleyi (spruce gall adelgid) is the source of this 1192-nucleotide messenger RNA. Its product is annotated as phosphatidylinositol-glycan biosynthesis class X protein-like. Gene Ontology annotation, cellular component: endoplasmic reticulum membrane. Bases 285 to 1073 code for a protein of 262 amino acids. Gene Ontology annotation, biological process: GPI anchor biosynthetic process. The record is from RefSeq and is a predicted model, not a curated record. NCBI's taxonomy places the organism in Eukaryota, Metazoa, Arthropoda, Insecta, Hemiptera, Adelgidae. The transcript is spliced from 4 exons.